GAAACACGCAGGCGCCUGUAAACGUGUGCCAUAGUCUCUCAGCAUUGUCUCCGUAAAACACUGGAGCGCCUUCAUGCCGACGAGAGCUUCUCCAGCAGCACCACUCCCGUCUUCACGUACAUGUGAACAGAAUGGAAGUUAAAUGGCAGGUAAACGGAAUUGUUUAGUGCGGAUCUCGGGGACGGGAAUGUCCCAGAAAAGGGACGUGAACUCUUACCCAGAUGGGUACAGGGUCCUCAAUACCAGUGAACUACGGGAGCUCCUACAAGAUGAAGACAAAAUGAAUCAGAUCGUGCGACUCAGUGAAAAGUUCCAGGAGCAACAGCUGGACAGAGAGACCUUGCUAGCGACCAAUCGGAGUCUAGCAGAAGAGAGCCUGUCACGUCGCCCUCAUCUUCAAAAUGGCAAGCUCCAAUUGGCUGCAAAGUACGAGGAGCUGGCGAAGCUGACCACUGCCUGCCGCGAAAAACAAAGCCAACUUGAGGCCUUCACAGAGAGACACAGCCCUCACACCGCUCACAAUCUGCUUCAGGAGGAGGUGACGCGGGCGGAGGAACAGUCUGAGGAGCUGCUGGAGCGCUUCAUGGAAGGCCACGUGCCCCUGGAGGAAUUUCUCGACUCCUUUCAAAGCAACAGGAAGACGUACCACAUCCGCCGCGCUCAGGCCGAGAAGCUCCAGGAGCUCCGCCGACCCGACAGGAAACAGAUUAAAAAAGUGGAGGAGCACAAAAGGGAAGAGGAGCAGAGGGAAUCUUGCCCGAACGGCAUCAGCGCUCACGCUCCUCCGCGCGUCUUCCAGCUUCGAUACGGGCUGACGCCGGCCAUUCUGCUACCCCUGUCCUCCACCUCUUCGGUUUUGUCCCCUUUGGACUCACGCUCGGGCCAGUCUCGGGCUUCGGGGCCCGCCGCCUCUCGCUCCUGCCCAGGGCAGCCCGUCGGCCUUAGAGUUAUUGGACAGUUACCCGGCUGGCCCGUGAGACCGGUCCGAUUGCAGCAGCUGUACAGGCCCAGUCCGCAUCAGCCCGAACCUCCGUGCCGAUAGCGCUCAUCACUGUGAAGUCCUGGGCCGUCAGCGGCGUACGCAACUUACACAAAGACCACAUGAAGCCUUUAUUGAGUCGAUAUAUAUUAAUGAUGCUGCCAUCGGAAAGUCACGUACCCAAAAAGGGAAGAGAGCGGAAAGCCAUAAAGUAUUCGUUGCUUGUCGUCGCUUGUCGGUUUAAUUUCUUUGUUUGUAUUCGUGUCUGUUUGGUGUGGACGUGGCAGGUGUUUAGCUGCUGUUUGUGUGAGGUAAAGUGCCCUGUAUGACACUGCAUUUUGACUGGAUGGGGGAUUUUUGUAAUGUUGAUGGUGUUCAAUAAAGUCUAAUCGUGAUGUUUAUUAUAAACUAA
This is a messenger RNA of Triplophysa rosa, 1391 nucleotides long. It is a transcript of the gene vps37d, whose product is annotated as VPS37D subunit of ESCRT-I. The transcript has 4 exons. Gene Ontology annotation, cellular component: ESCRT I complex. Bases 143 to 1042 code for a protein of 299 amino acids. Gene Ontology annotation, biological process: protein targeting to vacuole; protein targeting to membrane; ubiquitin-dependent protein catabolic process via the multivesicular body sorting pathway. NCBI's taxonomy places the organism in Eukaryota, Metazoa, Chordata, Actinopteri, Cypriniformes, Nemacheilidae. The record is from RefSeq and is a predicted model, not a curated record.